Molecule: messenger RNA, 1889 nt
Organism: Aphidius gifuensis
Lineage: Eukaryota; Metazoa; Arthropoda; Insecta; Hymenoptera; Braconidae
Product: UDP-glucuronosyltransferase 1A9-like
Exons: 4
Coding region: 306-1817 (503 amino acids)
Molecular function (GO): UDP-glycosyltransferase activity
Source: RefSeq, a predicted model, not a curated record
AAUAAAUAAAGCCGGUUGUUUAUUUUGAUCUAGAUGAUAAGAGAAAAAAGUGGACAAAUAUUUUGAUAUCAGUUUCCAUUUUGGGAAAAGUUUAAAUGUAUGAAUCAUCAACAAAUUAUUACCAAAAAAAUUGCUACGCAGUUGAUGGAAGUUGUUGGUUUCAUCAGUAUUAUUACGCGGCUCCUGAAUACAAAAUAAAACAGUAAAAAAAAAUCCAAAAUUACAUCAACAGUCUUCUACUGGCUUGAUAGCUGAAUAAAUUCCAGAAUAGUCAUCAAAAGAUAUCUUGUUUUGCUAAAUAAAACAUGUUAAAUAAUAAAUCCAACAUGUUAAUCAUAUUGAUGAUAAAUUUAUCAUUAAUAUUUAUUGAUUUAUCAAGUGCAUCAAGUAUGUUUCUUCCACCAAAAACAGCUCUAGUCAUUGGUUUCGAAGAAACAUAUGAUAUUUCAUUACUGGCAAAUUCAUUAACUGACAAUGGAAUUAGUUCAACACUAAUAAUUCCAAAUGGCUAUGAUAUUUAUGAACAUCUUGUUGAAGUUGAUGUUAUUAAACUCAAUUUUACAAUUGAUAAAACUUCAACAAUUGAAGCUAAAGCAUUAAAAGCAUGUGAAAGUUUAAUAAGUGAUGAAAAAAUACUAAAAACAAUUGGUGAAAUUCAACCAACAUUUGUUAUAUUUCCAGCCCUCAGACAUGAUGGUUGUUUACUUCCUUGGACAAAAUAUAUUGGCUCAAUACCAGUUAUCUGGUCACUUGGUAUUGAAGAAGAACACUAUGCUAUGGAAAAAACAAAAUUUGGUAUUCCAAUAAGUACUGAUGGUAUUUAUGAUCGUUUUUGGGAAAAUAUUCAUCACAAAACAAUUAUUGGACGUUCAAAAAAUAAUUAUAUAACACCUGCAAUGAAUUUAAUUAAAAAAUAUAUUAAAAAUUAUGAAGCUAAUCAAGAUAAUAUUGAUGAUUUAUAUUCAAAUGUUGAAUUACUAUUUUGGGCUGGUGAUUCUAUUUUAAGAAAUAGCUUUGCAUCAUUAACACAAAGAUUUGUUGAAACUGGUUGUCAUCAUUGUCGAGGACCAAAACCAUUACCAGAUGACUUACAAAAAAGUUUAAUUGAUUUUCGACUUGGUACAAUUGUCGUGUUGCUAGAUGAGACAUAUGCUGAAUUAAUAAAAGGUGUAGCACGUCAAUUACCACAAGGUAGACAAGGCCAAGCAAUAAUAUGGAAAACAAAAUUGACAAAAUUUCCAACAGAGAAACCGGAUAAUUUAUUUUUACAUUCAAAUGUUGAUCGUCAAGAUCUUAUUGGAUACAGUAGAACAAGAGUGCUACUUUGUCAUUGUAAAGACACUGAAUUUCUUGAAGCAAUUUAUCAUGGUACUCCAAUAAUUUGUGUAGCUAAAAAUCCAUAUGACAUGUUGAAUGACAAACGUGCUGUUAAACUUGGCAUGGGAAUAUCACUAGCCAAUGAAUAUACAGUUGAAAAAAUAAUUGACACAAUAGCUAAUAUUCAUGAUAAUAAAAAUUAUCGUGAAGCUGGAAGAAUGGUGUCACAAUCAAUCAGAGACAGACCAAUACCAUCAACAGAUAAAUUAAUAUUUUGGCUUGAUUGGAUUGCUAGAAAUGAUAAAAAUAUCAUUGAAUUUUCAGCAAUUGACAGAGCAACAAGUGUCAAAACAUUUGCUGAAGAUGUACAAUUAUAUAUUGGCAUAUUAAUUGGAGCUUUGUUUGGUAUUUUAUUUGCUACAACAAGUGCAUUGUCUUGGUAUUUACAAAAAAAAACAAAUAAACCAACUAGAAUGAAAUUAAAAAGACACAAUAAAUAAAACCUCAUGUAAAUGAAAAAUAAAAUUAAUUAAUCAUUUUUUAAAUUAACAACAGAGGUUUUGUUGUUUAAU